AUGACUAAACUAACUGGAAGCGCAAACUACAAGCUUUCCGAGGUGCAACGAAUGUUGACCCUCGUUGCCAAGUUCCUACCUCUCGGUAAAGACGAGUGGAAACGUCUCGCCAACUCCUACAACUCGAAUCGAGGCCGCGGCAUCGCCGAGCGCGACUACGAGAGUCUCCAGCGCAAGUUCAAGAUGUUGUACAGCACGCGUAAGCCGACGGUGUGGCUGAUAUGCCUUCGCACGUGA
This is a messenger RNA of Phytophthora nicotianae INRA-310, 237 nucleotides long. RefSeq lists its product as hypothetical. The record is from RefSeq and is a predicted model, not a curated record. The coding region runs from base 1 to 237 and encodes 78 amino acids. NCBI's taxonomy places the organism in Eukaryota, Oomycota, Peronosporomycetes, Peronosporales, Peronosporaceae. The transcript has a single exon.